AUGCCAUUUUGAAGUAUUAAAGCCAGAUUGAAAUAGCUUUUUAUCUUGCCCAAUUGAUUUCGUAGCAUCACUGCUAGAGCGACCUACGCAUUGAAUAUAACCUUCGGGACAAAAAGGCCGUAGUUAAAUUGCCUGUCCCUCUGUCAAUGUCGACUUAUGGAUCCCUUUGAAUUGAUCGAAUAUGAUCCUCCUGAGGACGGUGAGGAGGAAGAAGCAGAAGAGUCGGACGCGGAUCCAGAUGGUGAUGAUGACUUGUUCCCCGGUUCCUCUGAAGAAAGCCAAAGCGAUGACAACGACCACAAUAGUGAUAGUGUGGAAGGAGGAAAUGAAGGCGGACAAAACGAAACCAUGGAUUUUGAUGUGGAAUUGGCCACCCGACACGCCUAUUUAGGAGAUUCGGUUCCUGUUCCUGGGCGUGUGAUUUACGGAGACGAUGAGUGUCCAACUGAAGAAUUGCCCUUAUUGCCAAUGUCCGGAUUGGUGCUGAUGCCGGAACAAAUAAUGCCCUUAGCCUUGUUUCGCUCUAACGAAGUGUCCUUGAUUCGAACAUUGUUGGACACGACGAAGACUUUUGGAUCCGUUUGCUCCAGUUUGUUUUCGCGUCAACAUCACCAAGGAGACAUCUUAGGCACCACCGCAGAAAUUUUUGAGUAUCGAGAACCAGAGAAUGAUUAUGAAGUGGGACUUAAAGUCAAAAUCCGUGGUCGUCAGCGAUUCAAAAUUCUCUCAACUCGGCAACAGGUUGACGGCAUCAUGUUGGCCAAAGUGAAGAUACUAAGCGAAAUCGCUUUGGGAGAACUGAUGAAUCCCGUUAGAUUACGCAGUCGCGAUAAACUGCGAAAUGACGUUCGAAGCCGGGCCCUAGCCAUCGACAAAUCGGAGAGUGAUUGUUCCGGAGACGAAAGUAGUGCGCUUCGACGAAGGUUCAGCCAAUUUAUGUCCAAAUUGCGGCCGCGCCGAUCAUCCAACGAGCCUGAGGACGAAUCGGGAACCCAGUUCGAUGUACCAUCUUCAGAAUAUUCUAGCCGUUUGGCGUUCUCUCAGAAUCAUGUUUUGUCGGCAUGGCCGAAAUGGGUUCAUGAUAUGUAUGAUGAAAGAAUAUUGGUGACCAGGCUAACUGACAUUCUUCGGGGACCAGCAUUCGUCAAUAUCCAUCAUGUCAAUUUACCCCUCACCGCUACCGAAUUAUCGUUUUGGGUGGCGACAAAUUUGCCGUUUGAGGAGCGGGACAGAGUUGCAUUAUUGGGAAUCAACUCCGCCAUCCAGCGGCUUCGAUUCGAAAUAUCUCUGGUCCAGAUGAUUCAGUCGCUGUGUUGUAAAUUUUGCUUGCAAGAGAUUGGCUCGCGGGAGAACAUGAUAUCAAUGACUCAAGAGGGACUACAAGGAACAUACGUCAAUCCUGGAGGAGCUGUCCACGAAACUCUGACCCUGUCCAAAGUAAAUCGAGGCGCUGUGAGAUUGGAAGGCAACUCUUCCACUCAGUUUUCAUGGUUUCCAGGAUAUGCUUGGACUAUUGCCCAAUGUGCCCGAUGUCUAUCCCAUUUGGGUUGGAAGUUUACAUCCACCAAUCGGAAACUAUCGCCACGGAAGUUCUGGGGGAUAACUAAGGCCUCGAUCAUUCCUAUUUACAAGUCCCCGGAAACGUCAGAAAAUAUUGUUGUCAUGUAAAACAAUAAAUUUUGGGGCAAAUAAAUUCUUGGCUCUUCCAA
This is a messenger RNA of Tigriopus californicus, 1709 nucleotides long. Its product is annotated as protein cereblon-like. The coding region runs from base 157 to 1668 and encodes 503 amino acids. Lineage: Eukaryota; Metazoa; Arthropoda; Copepoda; Harpacticoida; Harpacticidae. The record is from RefSeq and is a predicted model, not a curated record. The transcript is spliced from 9 exons.